Molecule: messenger RNA, 2996 nt
Organism: Cyprinodon tularosa
Lineage: Eukaryota; Metazoa; Chordata; Actinopteri; Cyprinodontiformes; Cyprinodontidae
Gene: ankrd13d
Product: ankyrin repeat domain 13 family, member D
Exons: 16
Coding region: 641-2539 (632 amino acids)
Cellular component (GO): cytoplasm
Molecular function (GO): protein binding
Source: RefSeq, a predicted model, not a curated record
GCUCCUUCCCUGUGGGCUCCACCCAGCAUCUCUGCCACCUGGAAACAAAGCCUCUUCCAUCUAGAUAAACGCAGCUGGUAAUUGUGGUAAAGUUGUAGACAGAGGAUCAGCUGCCAUCAUCUCCUCUGGCUCUGAACUGGAGUGACCUGGAUGUGGAAGCGGAACAGGGGACCACAUCUGCUUUAUUUUGGUUACAGCAGCGAUGGAAACAGAGAAUGCUCUCAUCUGCACCGGGGGGGCAAGCUAGCUAACUUUUAUAUCUGCUUUUAGUUUCUUUGACUGCUCCACGAUGCGUAUUUAAUAAGCAUGAAAGGAAACUCCUCUUGGUUUGUUGUUUGAACCAAACCCAUCCUGCAGAAUGGAAACCAGCAGCAAACAGAGGCUGAAAACAAUGUUGUUAGCUAGUUAGCUAAGGUUAGCCAGCCUAGCUGCUAGUUAACUAGUGGGCUGUUUUCCCACUACAAGCUUUACUGCUUAACAGUAGAUAUAUCCAUUAGGCAACCAAGUGGCUUUUUCUCCAAGUGACAAACUUUUUCUCUCAUAGUUUUUAACAUUUCCAAGCAAACCGCCGAAGCUAGCUAGUUAGCUAGCCAGCGGCGAUCAAUUUCUGUGCGAUCCCUUCUAAAAGUCUUUGUCGGCCAUGGCUCAGGAGGCCUUUCCUUUGCAUGUUCUCGUCUGGAACAAUCAGUACCUAGAGUUGGACCGUGAGCUGCAGAAGAAAGAGGAGGUGCAGCAGGAUCUGGAUCGACUGGAUCCGCGGGGGCGCACCCCUCUGGAGCUGGCUGUAUGUCUGGGCCACCUGGAGUCCACCCGGGUGUUGCUCAGGUACUCUGCAGACCCGACCUAUUGCAACUCACAGGGUUGGACCAUCUUGCAGGAGGCGGUGAGCACCGGGGACCCAGAGCUGGUGCAGCUGGUGCUUCAGUACAGAGACUUUAAGCGAGCUACUGAGAGACUGGCGGGCAUCCCGGAGCUUCUCAGCAAACUGAGACAGGCGCGGGACUUUUAUGUGGAGAUGAAGUGGGAGUUCACCAGCUGGGUUCCCUUGGUGUCAAAGGUUUGCCCCAGUGAUGUCUACCGGGUUUGGAAAAGCGGCUCAUGCCUCCGUGUUGACACCACCCUCUUGGGCUUCGAACACAUGACUUGGCUAAAAGGACGGCGCAGCUAUAUUUUCAAGGGUGGAGAUGAUGGUGCAGUGGUGAUGGAGGUGGACCAUGAGAAGCAGGUGGUUUACACUGAACCCCUGGUGUUGUCCCCUCGUGAUGCACCCUCCCUCCUGGCAGCCAUGCAGCCUUCCCAGGAGAACACGGCCCAGAGGCUCACAUCGCCCAUCGUCUCCACACACCUCAACACGCGCAACAUUUCCUUUGAGCGGAACAAGUCAGGAAUCUGGGGCUGGCGUUCUGAGAAGACAGAGGUUGUCAGCGGUUACGAAGCCAAGGUUUACAGCGCCACCAAUGUGGAACUGGUGACCCGUUCGAGGACGGAGCAUUUAUCAGACCAGGACAAGUCAAGAAGCAAAGGCUCAAAGACUCCUCUGCAGUCUUUCCUGGGAAUCGCAGAACAGCACACUGCUCAUAACGGGAGCAACAUGUCCCAGUGUGCCAGUCCUCACAACCCCACGGCCAUCACUGCCGAGGAAUACUUCAACCCCGAGUUCAACCUGAACGGCCGGGACAUCGGACGCCCCGUCGAGCUCACCAGCAAGGUGCAGAGGUUUAAAGCCACACUCUGGCUGAGUGAGACACACCCUCUGUCCCUGGCUGAGCAGGUGACGCCCAUCAUAGACCUCAUGGCCAUUUCAAACGCCCACUUUGCUAAACUGCGAGACUUCAUCACCCUGCGGCUCCCUCCAGGCUUCCCUGUCAAGAUAGAGAUCCCGCUCUUUCAUGUUUUGAAUGCCAGAGUGACGUUCAGUAAUCUGUGCGGCUGUGACGAGCCGGUCAGCUCGGUGACGGUUCAUCAGCCGGAGAACCCUGGAGAAGCUGGGCAGUGCCCCUCUGAUUUCAAUUGCGAGGUUGACCCCUCUGUGUUCGAGCCCCCUCCGGACUACACCACGCUGGGGCCGGGCCGCAGCGAGCCCCUGAGGGAUGAGGAUGACAACCUGCUGCAGUUCGCCAUCCAGCAGAGUCUGCUGGACGCUGGAACCGAGAGCGAUCAGGUGACCAUCUGGGAGGCGCUGACUAACAGCCGCCCGGGGCCGCAAUCUCCGCUGUAUGAGGAAGACUCUCAGCUGGAAAGGGCGAUCCAGGAGUCCCUCUCCAUCUCUCUGGCCAGCAGAGAAGGAGAAGAGACGGCCGACCCCGGCCUGCCGUCCUCGUUGUCCCCUCAAGACCCCGCCUCCACCCUGCCCCUCUCCUACAGUGCUGCCACCGAUCCGAGGCUUUCAGGACACCUUGGCGUGGCGAACAGCUUCGACGAGCAGCUGCGGCUCGCCAUGGAGCUGUCAUGCAGGGAGCAGGAGGAGAACGACAGGAAACGUAAGGAAGAAGAGGAGGAGCUGGAGAGGAUCCUGCAGCUGUCUCUGACUGAGAAGUGAUGCUGCCGCACAGCAGCUGCACACUGAAGAACAAUCACCUUAAUUUAUUCAGUUUUAUUAUGGAAUCUCUAUACAUUAAUUUAUUCCUUAUAUUCUAUUUGUUUUUCUCACAUGAAGGCUGCUAACAGAAUGUAGGAAAUGUUAAGAGUCUCUGGAAACAGUCACUCUGAAUACAAUACUGUACACUUUAAGUGAAGGAGACAAAAGGGAGCGUUUUCUUUUUUUUAUUGAAUAUUUUUCACAGUCUUGCUGUUCUUUGAGUGAUGAUUGAUCCUUAAGCUUAUAUGAUCCACUAAACUAAUGAAGACACUAAAACACUAAAACAUAAUUCAGUGUAAAAACAACAACUUUAAAAUCUUUAUGUUGGACUACUCAUAAGUAUGAAAAAUAAAGAAUGAAGAUCAUCCUGGAUUAUGGUCUCUGUGUUUUCAACUUUCAUUAAAAUAUUUUACAUGUU